AUGGGCAUCAGAACUAUUAACUUAGAUCCUUUAAAACACUGUUCCCGCAGAUUGCUCAACAUGGCCGCCUCUCAGCAAGAAAAAGCGUCGAAAACAAAGGUUCAGUUUGCUUUGAAGACCCCUAAGGGCACCAAGGACUGGUCCGACAAGGACAUGGUCAUCAGAGAGGGUAUCUUUACCAGCUUAUCAAAUGUGUUCAAGCGUCAUGGUGGUAUUACACUUGACACUCCUGUUUUUGAACUGCGCGAAAUUUUGGCAGGUAAAUAUGGUGAAGACUCCAAGCUCAUUUACAAUCUUGAAGACCAAGGUGGGGAACUAUGUUCCUUGCGUUACGACUUGACGGUUCCUUUUGCCAGGUUUGUCGCCAUGAACAAUAUUCAGAAUAUAAAAAGAUACCACAUUGCUAAAGUUUACAGAAGAGACCAGCCAGCAAUGACCAAAGGUCGUAUGAGAGAGUUCUACCAAUGCGAUUUCGACAUUGCAGGUAAUUACGAAACCAUGGUUCCAGAUGCUGAAUGUUUCUCAAUCCUCGUUGAAGGUUUCGCCAGCUUAGGAAUCAAGGACUAUAAGAUUAAAUUGAACCACAGAAAAAUCUUAGACGGUAUUUUCCAAGUCGCUGGUGUCAAGGAUGAGGACGUGAGAAAAAUCUCCUCUGCUGUGGAUAAACUUGACAAAAGCCCUUGGGAUGUGGUCAAGAAGGAAAUGGUCGUCGAAAAGGGUCAGAGUGAGGCUACUGCAGAUAGAAUAGGCGAGUAUGUGAAACUUAAUGGCUCUUUGCAAGAAGUCCAUGCUCUCCUGUCUCAAAACACUGACAUUGUCUCCAACGAAAAGGCCAAACAAGGCCUGGAUGAACUGGCUGUCUUCAUUCAGUAUGUGGAAGCUCUUGAAAUCGACUCUCACAUAUCUUUCGAUUUGUCGCUAGCCAGAGGUUUAGACUACUACACCGGUAUUAUCUUCGAAGUUGUCACUUCUGGGUCCGCUCCUCCCAAGAACGCUGAAGAACUGAAGAAAAAGGCGAAAGGUGCUGAAGAUGCCUCUGAAUAUGUCGGUGUCGGUUCUAUUGCUGGUGGUGGUCGUUACGACAACUUGGUUAACAUGUUUGCUGAAGCGACAGGCAAAAAGUCAGGACAGAUUCCAUGUAUGGGUAUAUCCUUCGGUGUCGAAAGAAUUUUUUCUCUUAUCAAGCAAAGAACUGAAAAAGCCGCUGCUAUUAGACCUACUUCAACUAAAGUAUUCGUAAUGGCUUUUGGUGGUGGUAAAGACUGGACUGGUUAUUUGCCAGAAAGGAUGAAAGUUGCGAAACAAUUAUGGAAUGCUGGUAUCGCAACCGAAUAUGUUUACAAGUCUAAGGCCAACCCCAGAAAACAAUUUGACGCUGCUGAUAAAUGUGGAUGUCCAAUUGCUGUAAUUCUCGGCAAGGAAGAAUACUUAGACAACAAGUUGAGAGUCAAGAGACUUGGCCCUGAAUUUGCUAAUGAUGAUGGCGAAUUGAUCGAUGCAGCUGAUCUAGUGGAAGUAGUGAGCAAGAAAUUGUCCGAAAUCUACCAAGACGGAGCCGACGAGAUCACAAAACUAUUCCAAGAUUUAUGA
This is a messenger RNA of Lachancea nothofagi CBS 11611, 1590 nucleotides long. Lineage: Eukaryota; Fungi; Ascomycota; Saccharomycetes; Saccharomycetales; Saccharomycetaceae. The record is from the annotation of a GenBank genome assembly.